AAUUAACGGGCCAUCGUGCUACUGUCUGUUGUACUACCUUCUACAUCCGUCACUUCUUCGGCGUUCCCUCACGUGUCCCGCGUGUUUGUUCACCGAAAAUAAUAACUGUCGAACUCGUACGUUCGAUCGCUGAUCGUGCGAUAUUUCCUUCGAGCAACAGCAGAUAGUGCAUCAUGACGGAUUCCAUGAAAUUUGGUCCAGAAUGGUUGCGCAACAUGUCAGGUGACAGUUGUAAUACAGGUGGAGGUGGUGGAGGAACCACAAACUUGAGUACUCCUCGGUAUCAACUGGCAGAAUAUAGAUAUGGUCGAGAAGAGAUGUUGGCUUUAUACGAUCGCAAUCAUAAACCUCCCGAGCCAUUGGCAACUUUUGCAGCAUUGUAUGUGGAGAAAUCUCAACCUCCGUUGGCUCUUAUACAGAUGACGGAAGAUGAAGCACGUAUGUGGAAUGGAGGAAUAGCCAAUAUCGGUGGCCGGGGAAGAGGUAGUAGUGUGGAUCGCGGAGGACGUGGUAGGAGCGGAAGAGGAAGCUUGUAUUCGUCUCACUACUCGCGUGGGGUUGGAUUCGACGACUCCGGCGAUGGUAUACGAAUCGAAGGCCAAUCAUUCCAGGGGAGAAAUAGGCCGUUUGAUAGAUCUCAAAGCGAACGUGGUUGGUCAGAAAGAAACGGUGCUUCGGAUCCGGGAGAAUGGAACGGAUCAAGUAGUCCUCGAAAGGAGCUCAGUCGUGGAACUAAUAGCGGUAGUUCUCUUAUGGAGGGUAAUUGGAGACGUCAUCGCGGAGAGGAGGACGAAGGAUGGCGCAAGUGGGGAAGGAGCAGUUGGCGCGAAGGUGGAAGUAUGGACAGGGACAGGCUAGAUCGAAACGAGGGUGAUGGAGAUGAAAGCAGAAGCGGGCCCGGACGAUGGGACCAUCGUGGAAAUCACAGAUCUUCCCACGACUCGGCCCACCAUGCGCCAUCUCGCACCGCUCGUACUUGGGAAUCGAAUCAUCACGAUAACCAUGACAAUCUGCCUGAGUGGGCGACGGAGAAUCCGAGCGAAAGCGGCGGCAGUUUUGAUGCUUCGGGCGCUUUUCACGGAGGCAUGUAUUCGGACGAUGACGACGACGGUGUGGCAGGUGCUUCCCAACAUGGCAGAACUCGACGUGUGUCGGAAGGCAGUGCUUCUAACAUAGUCAAGUCUAGUAACAAGCCAUUAGCUUUCGGCACGGGUUCUGUUCAAUCGUUGAAUCGCCAUACGAAUAAUACGGCCGGUACAUUAAGCAAGGAACGACCAAAACCGUUGCAUCCGCUCGUGGACAAGGACGACUCUGUCGGGAGGGAGAGGAGGUGCAACUCGCCGGUUAAAUCAACCGUUGUACUGUCGACGGAAAGUAUUCCCGCGAAGACACCCUUAACGACAUCCUCGGAUCUCUUGCAGAAGAAGGCUGUCGGACCCGCGAGUUCGGAUAAAGUUGAGAGCGAGAAAUUGCAGUCCAGCGGCACAGCGCCUAGCAAGUCUCCAACUGAAGCUCACAACAAGAAGGAGAACAACUCGCAGACGGAAGUUAAAACGGAGCCGAUACCAAUCGCCGUGACCAAUCGACAAGUUCCUCUGCACACGGAGCAGCCGCCCAAGACGGUGGCGCAUAACACGGGGACCUCUAAUGUCAGGCAGAGAAUGGAGGACGACUUGGAUAGAAUGAAGGAGGAGGCUGACGCUCUAGUGGCAAAAUUAAUGGACGAGGAGAGUCACAAAGAGAAAAGCGCUAGCGUGCCGCCCGCGAUUGGUAACCAAUCUUCCGCAGUCUCUGCUACGGAUAAUCAGGAAAAAUGGUUUUACCGUGAUCCACAGGGCGAAGUUCAGGGACCAUUUUUAGCUAGCGAAAUGGCUGAAUGGUGCAAAGCUGGUUACUUUACCGCGGGGUUAUUGGUGAGAAGAACAUGCGACGAAAGGUACUACACACUCGGUGAUCUUAUCAAAAUGUGUGGCAGAGUGCCUUUCACGCCUGGACCAUCGAUACCUCCGUUAAAGUUAGCAGAACAGGUGAUGCCAUCUGUUCCUAGCACCGUUCCGGCUGGAAUGGCUGCUGCUGCUGCUGCUGCUGGUGCUUUAUCGAAGACUGCAAUAGAGGAUCCGUUGCUGCUGCUACAGUAUCAGCAGAUGCAGUUGUUGCAGAAUCAGCUAUUGCUAAGGCAAAUGAAAACAUCGGCUAUAGCGAAGUUGUCGCAAUCUGAACACUGGGCAACAUUGAGUCCCGUAGAGCAGAAUCAAUUGAUUUUGCAAUACGUUAUACAGGACUCGGAUUUCCCGGAAGUACCGAUUACGACAAAUCCGUUUGUGCCUCAUCUCGCAUCUCAAGCGGCGACUAAUCCUGUCAUGCAACUGUUCACACAAAUGCAGCAGGCAAAGACACAAUCUGAAACUCAUUUGCCGGCGAAUCCACAUACAACCGCACCGGCACACCCGGCUACGGUGGAUCCCAUACAACAAUUGAUUCAACAAAUGGGCGGUAUACAAAAUUUGCCUACUGUUCAGCAGCCGAACAUCACUCAAACUCCCGCGCCGGCGCAGGAGGAUAAUCCGAUCAAGUCUUUGUUACGCCAACUCAAUGUCAACGCAAACGGCCAUCCGCAAACACCUCAUAUGGACACUGUAUGGCCGCAACCGCCACCGCAAAUGGCUCCACAGUUCAAUGCACAAAACUGGUUAGCGCAGGUUGGGCCUAUUCCGGCAAUGCCACCUGGUCAGUUACCUAGUUCUCUGUGGGACCUGCACACUAAGGAAAUAAAAACUGAGCAACAGAUAUUGGAAGAACAAAAUCUUAAGUUACAGGAGGAUAGAAAAAAGGAAGAGUUAAGAAAGCAAGAAGAACUGCAACGCCAAGCUGAAGAGGAGGAGAAUGCCAAGAGAAAGCAAGAAGAGCAAGCUAGACAAGCCGAGGAAGCGAAACGUAAGGACGAGGAAAGAAAGAGAAAGGAAGAAGAAAAGAAACGAAAAGAAGAAGAAAAACGCAAGCAAGAGGAAGAGCAAAAGAAGAAAGAGGAGAAGAAACGCAAAGAGGAGGAAAAGAAACGUGAAGAAAAGAGAAAGCAGGAGGAGGAAAAUUUGAAGAAAAAGCAGGAAGAGGAAAAGAGAAAGCGAGAAGAACUUAGAAAGCAGGAGGAAAAGCAAAAGAAGGAAGAGGAGAAAAAGAAAAGAUUAGAAGAAGAGCAGAAGAAACAAGAAGAAGAAAGACUCAGAAAAGAAGCAGAGGCGCGACGACAAGCCGAAGCGGAAGAACAGGCGCGUCGCGCGGAGCAACGACGUAGAGAGGCCGAGGCGUUGCGCAAGCUGCAAGAAAGAAGCAAAGCACCGUGGGCUCAAGCUCCACGCGCUCCUGCUCCUGCAGCUCAUGCAUCGCUCGCCGAGAUUCAGAGACUCGAGAGAGAAAAGAAAGUUGAAGAACAACGAUUGCAGCAACUGAUGCAGCAACAAUUGGCACAACAGAAAGCAAUGGAAGCGGCUCAGGAGGCUUCGGCGGCUGACUCGUCCAAAAGGUUGCAAUUCAAAUGGGCGGAAAAAGCCACCGCUGCCAAUAAACCUCUCCAAGUGAAGAGUCUUGCACAGAUUCAGCAGGAGGAGCAGGAACGUAUCGCCAAGGUAAAGCAACAGGAAAGAGAGAGGCAAGAGAAAGCCGGCCAGAAGGAGUCUGCGAGUGUGCUGCAGAGUGCUGGAAUAUGGGGUACGGCAUCGCAGUGUCUGAGUUGGGCUAAUUCUGGCACGUCGAGCCAGGCAUGGUCCAACAAUUCGGGUGCUACCGGAUUCUGGGACGAUCCGACACCGGUCAGAUCGACUACGGCUACAAAACAAUCGGUUAAACAAGUUGUGACUGCGAAAUCUGCUCCUAGCCAGCAGCAGCAGCCACAGCAGUCGCAGCAGCAGAAUAACAAGGCGUCCAAGAGUAAGAAUAAGAGAGAAGAGGAGUUAGUGAAAAAAUUGUUUGAACAGAACACUGCCAAGACCGACGAGUUCACGCAAUGGUGUACGAAAGCGUUGAACGGUUUACAGGCGUCUGUGGAUAUUCCCACGUUCGUUGGAUUCUUGCGAGACAUCGAAUCGGCGUACGAAGUAAAGGAGUACGUUCGCGUCUACCUCGGCGAUACCAAGCAAAGUACAGAAUUCGCAAAGCAGUUCCUCGAGAAACGUAGCAAGUGGCGAUCGGCGCAACGACCUCAGGCGCAAGCGGACGAUCUAUGCAAACCAGCACCAGCUGUCAACCCAAAUGCAACUACGGACUUUCAAGAAGUAAAGGGAAAAUCUAAGAAACCAAAGAAAGGAAAGAUGUACAAAGUGGACAACAGGAUACUUGGCUUCAGUGUAACCGCGUCCCACGACCGUAUCAAUGUAGGCGAUCGCGAUUAUGGCGAGGGCGUCUGAACUGAAGUCAUCACACCAGUUUAAUCCUCGCGGAAAUGAUGCUACGCUCGAUUCAUCAAACGGUUUGUUAUUUAUUUAUCACAUAUGCUAAGAGGGACCCUGUAGUGGGUAUUUCUUAAAAUGUAAAACGUAUAAAGGCUUUUUACGAUCCAACGCGUAAAAGAAGAACAUGUCCCUUCUCAAAGUCGAUCAUCGAUGAUGAUGGUCUUCAGGGCCAGCUGAGCGUGGCGUUAUUUUCUUACGGAACAAAACUGAGAAAACACUGACAAAAAGGCUUCACUGUACAUAUUACUCAAAAGAAAAAUAUAUCGUAAGAGAAAAGAAACUGUGAAGAAAAAGGAGACCGACUCAUUUUUCCUAUGUAAGCGACGAUUAGGGUUGAAAACUUUUAUAACAUUUCAUCGUCAUCGUCAUUUAAGAUACGCAAGAGAAAGAAAAAUAUGCCGACCGAUAAUAAUCAUGCACGUGGAGACAUGGCAGUCAAUAGCAAUAUAUGUAUGUAAAGGUGUUCAACGAAAAAAAAAAAAAAAAGGUAACGUUAAAAAUGUGCUUGUGGGAAUUGCAGAAAGCAUCGUCUCUCUGAGUCAAGCACAAUUAUUAAUGAAAUACGGUGCGUCAGUACUUCUUUUACUGAUCGUGCUUAAUGUAAUGUGAAUCCUAUGGAUUUUCGCUUCGUCGCGAAUACGCGCGUCGAGGAGAUUUGCUUUAUAUUAUUACUCGUAAUAGAUUUUUGCAAAUGAUUUAACAUACAUUUCGAGCACGAUAAGAAUCUUCCCCACUUUUUAAUAUCCUUUUCGCCGUCAUAAUACUUGUAGUAACGAUAUUCUUAGCAGAAGUUUAAGCACACGCGGUAGUGGUAAACACUAUUAAGAUCAUGAAUGAUUUGCGUAUGCAUUUGAAAUUUGAGAUCUUACAUCUGAAGGUAGAAAGGACGCAAAUAGCAAAUACGAAACGUAUUUCAUAAUGGAAAAACAGGCAGUGAGAGAGGGAGAGGUAGUGGGAGGGAGGGAGGGAGAGAGGGGGAGAGAGAGAGAGAGAAAGCGAUUCAACAUACUUUCUUGAUAUUACGAGGACAUUGUUAAAAAUAAAACUAGUGAUUCCAGCAUAGCAUCCUUCAUUAGAAAUUCUUUGGUUUUGCUGUUCUAUACCGUAGAAAUGACAGUAGCGAUUUAAGGUAAUAUUCGUGUAUUACUAACUCCACGGAAUAUCGGCAUACAUGAAAUCCUGACACACGAUUACUGCAUGUGCCUAUGUGUGGAUCUCACUGUCGUCGGCAUA
Harpegnathos saltator (Jerdon's jumping ant) is the source of this 5678-nucleotide messenger RNA. Its product is annotated as GIGYF family protein Gyf. Gene Ontology annotation, molecular function: protein binding. The record is from RefSeq and is a predicted model, not a curated record. Bases 174 to 4400 code for a protein of 1408 amino acids. Gene Ontology annotation, cellular component: cytosol. NCBI's taxonomy places the organism in Eukaryota, Metazoa, Arthropoda, Insecta, Hymenoptera, Formicidae. The transcript has 16 exons.